Molecule: messenger RNA, 2565 nt
Organism: Tupaia belangeri chinensis (Chinese tree shrew)
Lineage: Eukaryota; Metazoa; Chordata; Mammalia; Scandentia; Tupaiidae
Gene: CRY2
Product: cryptochrome circadian regulator 2
Exons: 12
Biological process (GO): negative regulation of DNA-templated transcription; entrainment of circadian clock by photoperiod; circadian regulation of gene expression
Cellular component (GO): cytoplasm; nucleus
Molecular function (GO): DNA binding; FAD binding
Source: RefSeq, a predicted model, not a curated record
UACAUCCUCGAGCCGUGGUUCGCGGCCUCCUCCUCAGUCGGGAUCAACCGAUGGAGGUUCCUGCUUCAGUCUCUGGAAGAUCUGGACACGAGUUUAAGGAAACUGAACUCCCGCCUCUUCGUCGUCCGGGGACAGCCAGCUGACGUGUUCCCCAGGCUAUUCAAGGAGUGGGGCGUGACCCGCUUGACCUUUGAAUAUGACUCGGAACCCUUUGGGAAAGAACGGGAUGCAGCCAUUAUGAAGAUGGCCAAGGAAGCCGGUGUGGAGGUGGUGACCGAGAACUCCCACACCCUGUAUGACCUGGACAGGAUCAUUGAGCUGAAUGGGCAGAAGCCGCCCCUCACCUACAAGCGCUUCCAGGCCAUCAUCAGCCGCAUGGAGCUGCCCAGGAAGCCAGUGGGCUCGGUGACCAGCCAGCAGAUGGAGAGCUGCCGGGCUGAGAUCCAGGAGAACCACGACGAGACCUACGGCGUGCCCUCCCUGGAGGAGCUGGGGUUCCCCACGGAAGGACUCGGCCCAGCUGUUUGGCAAGGAGGCGAGACGGAAGCCCUGGCCCGCCUGGAUAAGCACUUGGAACGGAAGGCCUGGGUUGCCAACUACGAGAGACCCCGAAUGAACGCCAACUCCCUGCUGGCCAGUCCCACAGGCCUCAGCCCCUACCUGCGCUUCGGCUGCCUCUCCUGCCGCCUCUUCUACUACCGCCUGUGGGACCUGUAUAAGAAGGUGAAGCGGAACAGCACUCCCCCCCUCUCGCUAUUUGGACAACUCCUGUGGCGAGAGUUCUUCUACACGGCGGCCACCAACAACCCCAGGUUUGACCGCAUGGAGGGGAACCCCAUCUGCAUCCAGAUCCCAUGGGACCGCAACCCCGAGGCCCUGGCCAAGUGGGCCGAGGGCAAAACGGGUUUCCCUUGGAUCGACGCCAUCAUGACCCAGCUGCGGCAGGAAGGCUGGAUCCACCACUUGGCCCGCCACGCCGUGGCCUGCUUCCUCACCCGCGGGGACCUCUGGGUCAGCUGGGAGAGCGGGGUCCGGGUGUUCGACGAGCUGCUCCUGGACGCGGACUUCAGUGUGAACGCGGGCAGCUGGAUGUGGCUGUCCUGCAGCGCCUUCUUCCAGCAGUUCUUUCACUGCUACUGCCCGGUGGGCUUCGGCCGCCGCACGGACCCCAGUGGAGACUACAUCAGGCGAUACCUGCCCAAACUGAAAGGCUUCCCCUCUCGGUACAUCUACGAGCCCUGGAACGCCCCCGAGUCCGUUCAGAAGGCAGCCAAGUGCGUCAUCGGAGUGGACUACCCACGGCCUAUCGUCAACCACGCCGAGACCAGCCGGCUCAACAUCGAGCGCAUGAAGCAGAUUUACCAGCAGCUCUCCCGCUACCGCGGCCUCUGUCUGCUGGCGUCUGUCCCUUCCUGCGUGGAAGACCUCAACCACCCAGUGGCAGAGCCCAGCUCGAGCCAGGCCGGGGACAGGAGCAGCACAGGCCCAAGACCACUGCCCAGCGGCCUGGCAUCCCCGAAGCGCAAGCUGGAAGCAGCGGAGGAGCCGCCUGGCGGAGAGCUCAGCAAACGGGCCAGGGUGGCAGAGCUGCCCAACCCAGAGCUGCCAGGCAAGGACGUCUGAGCUGCAGAGCCCUGCUCCGUGAGCAAAACCCGGGCGCCCGAGCAGCCAGCGCGGCCGCAGAGCGCAACUGCAGAGAAGCCGAUCACCGAAGCGAGCGUGUGUGCGUGUGUGUGCGCGUGUGCAGAGGAAGGCGUGCUGUGCCCGUGUGCGUGUGCAUGCAUCUGUUGACACUCGUGGUUCUCGACGCUGCCUGGCUGGAGGAGUACCUGGGGCACACUCACCGCGAGUGCUGCUCCCUGGCCGCCGCUCAGGCUGGAGGCCACGGCCGUGACUUUCAGUCAAGACCUGUCGUGGCGCGCCAGCUGCCUCGGCUGCACAGAACGCGCUGGGACCCUUAAUUGGGAUUCUGGCUUCCGCCACCCAGACCUCGCUCCUUCCUCGCCAUCCGAGGGUGCAGGAAGGCAACAUUUUUGGCUCUUGUCCAAAGCGUGGGGUUCUCAGGCAGCCAGGGUCCUGCUGAGUUUCCGCUUUCUGACCCUGGAGCUGGGCAGGCCGCAGUGUUGGGAUGCGGGCCAGAUUUCGCCACCUGGCCCUGCUUCCUUCUUGGUUUAAAAUUCCCUGCCCCCAGGCCCUCCAGACCCUGCUUUGGGCAUCCAGGCCUGAACACAAGCUUGGGAGACAGCUGAAAGUUUCCUUCAUCGUGCAGAAAUACAGCCGGACGCCAGCUGGGGUGCCGGCCGCUGCUGCGGGGAGCAGCCCAAGAGGGCAUGGCUGCCUUUCCAGGGCUUCCAACCCAAGGCGAGGACGAGGAGCCCCACUCUCCCUGCCUUCCCUGGAAGCUGAGGGCGGGGCUCAGUGCCUCUCCGUGGAGGAGACCUGGCUCCUCUGGCCACUCAGGCAGCACCGUGUCGCCACACUGCUGGCGAGGACGGCCUGUACCCAGCUGGGGAAGCCAGCCCAGGCACGAUUCUGCUCAGCAUCCGAGCCGCCAUGUCACCCGUG